Molecule: messenger RNA, 1336 nt
Organism: Rhineura floridana
Lineage: Eukaryota; Metazoa; Chordata; Lepidosauria; Squamata; Rhineuridae
Product: ras-related protein Rab-2A-like
Exons: 1
Coding region: 121-759 (212 amino acids)
Cellular component (GO): Golgi apparatus
Molecular function (GO): GTPase activity; GTP binding
Source: RefSeq, a predicted model, not a curated record
AACGGUUUCGAACCUUCCGUCGCGGGAGUCCUGACACGAAGGGGAGGGGGUACAGCGCCGCGUCACUGACAAGCGAGCAGCCUAACGGGAGGCGAAGGAGACGGCGGGGAUUGGGAGGACAUGGCCUACGCGUAUCUCUUCAAGUAUAUCAUAAUCGGGGACUCAGGUGUUGGAAAAUCAUGUUUAUUGUUGCAGUUCACAGACAAAAGAUUUCACCCAGUGCCUGACGUUACUAUAGCUGUAGAAUUUGGUGCUCGGAUGAUAACCAUUGAUGGGAAACAAAUAAAACUUCAGAUAUGUGAUACGGGUUGGCAUGAGUCCUUCCGUUCCAUCAUAAGGUCAUGCUGCAGAGGGGCAGCAGGUGCUUUACUAGUGUAUGACAUUACAAGGAGGGACACUUUCAACCAUUUGACAACAUGGUUAGAAGAUGCUCGUCAGCAUUCCAAUUCCAACAUGGUCAUUAUGCUCAUUGGAAAUAAAAGCGAUCUAGAGUCUAGAAGAGAAGUGAAAAAGGAAGAAGGUGAAGCGUUUGCACGACAGCAUGGGUUUAUCUUUACGGAGACGUCUGCCAAAACUGCUUCCAAUGUAGAAGAGGCAUUUAUUAAUACAACAAAGGAAAUCUAUGAGAAAAUACAGGAAGGAGUCUUUGACAUAAAUAAUGAGGCAAACGGUAUUAAAAUUGGUCCUCAGUACGCUGCUACUAAUGCAACACUUGCAGGCAAUCAGGGAGGACAACAGGCUGGUGGAGGCUGCUGUUGAACGUAUUUUUACUUCUAGCUGCCUGAUGGGGCCUACUAACUUGUUUCACCCUCCCCUCACUCAAUUUCAACUAUGACAUGAAAUUAUUGUAAGAUGGCAUCAUCUUGCAGAAGACUUUAUUCUUCAGAUUCUUGUACAACUUUGAAUAAAUGGUUAAUGUUCACUUAAAGACAGGUUUUGGAGAUUGUAUUCAUAUCUAUAUUUCCAUUUGAUUUCUAAUUCAAUUGAUGUGAUUAUUUUUUGUUAAAUGUUGUCUUGUGCCCUUGACUACAAACUGUAUUAAACACUACAAAGUCAUUUGAGUAUUUUAAUCAGUUUGUGUAGUUAGGUUGCCCAACUACAGUGGCUACCUAAUGUUUAAUAUUGUACAACUGUCUUCAAUUUUUGUCCAUUUUCAAGCCUCUAAAGAAAAACAGAAGGACUCUUUUUUCUGUAUUUAUCAUUUACUUUCUGUAUAUAUAGUUUAAUAACCUGCUUGGGUGUAUUUGCCAAGCUAUAAUUCUUUAAUGCAUUUGCAUAAAUUCUAUACGUUUAGAGCUUGGAACUACAGAAGCAUUAUUAGAAAUUUGUUUAGAUG